AUGGGCACCGUGCACCCCCCCCCGCGCCAAGCGCACCUCGCGCAGCUCCGCCUGCACCUGCGCACGUCCUCCCCCCCGCUCUUCCUCUCGGGCGCGUCGAGCACGGGCAAGUAUGCGACGCUGCUCGCGGCGCUGCCAACCGCGUCCUUCCUGUGCGCCGACUGCGUGCAGUCGCACUCGGACCGCCUGCUCUUCGGCGCCCUGACGCAGUCCACGCCGUGCGACUUGCCGGACUUCCUCGCCCGCCUCAACGCCGCCUCGACCAGCGUCCUGGUCCUGCGCCGCGCGGAGCGCCUCACCACGCUCGCCUUCUCGCCGCACGUUGCCGCCGUGCUGCUCGCGCUGCCCGCGCUCGCGGCCCGCCCCGACCUCCACAUCGUCUUCCUGUCGCGUGCGCCCUGGCCCGUCUUCCGCCGCGCCCUGCCGCCCGCAGAUGCCGCCGCGUGCGCCCGCCCGCUGGCCCUGUUCUUCGCCCCGUACGGCCUCGCCGAGGUCGUCGACGCUAUCGUCGCCGCCCCGCCGCCGACUGAUCGCGCCCUGCACCGCGGCUUCGUCGCCACCGUUGUCGAUGCGCUCUACCCGUCUACAAACGACCUGCCAGAGCUCGCCGCCGUCUGCGCCGCCCUCUUCCCGAAGUAUGUCGCCGCGUGGCACGCCGCGUCGACCCGCGCCCGCGCCCCAGCAGAGGCCUUCAAUGCCGUUAACCCGCUGCUGGCCGCCGCACUACGGGACUUGUACAGGGAGAGCCAUGGCGUGUCCAGGGAGACCGUGCUGGAGAGAGGGAAGAGGCGCAGAGAGAUGGAGGGGGGGGAGCAGAGGAAGGCGACGUACGGGCUCAGUCGUGCUAGUGUCACCAUGGUCGUCGCGGCCUACCUCGCGGCGUGCAACCCGCCGGCGACCGACGUGCGCUACUUUACGGCGGAGCGCACGCGGAGGGCGCGCAAGGGGAGGGGGGGUGCCUCUGUCGCGAAGAGGCGCCGCAGGGGCGGGAGGGCAUUUCCACUUGAGCGUUUGCUCGCCAUAUAUGAGGCCAUCCGGGACGUGGAUGAGCUGCUCGAGGCGGGCGACAAGGGCACCGCGGGGAACGUGUCGGCAGCGGUGUCGACCGCGACGCUCGUGCAGGUGAACACCCUGGUCAAGCUGCACUACCUCUCGAGAGAGGGUAGCGGCGAUCCGAUAAGUGAGCCGCGCUUCCGCUGCAACGUCGCGCAUGCGCAGGCGCUCGACUUUUCCCGUCUCGUCGGCAUCGAGCUCGAUCAAUUCGUGCACCAUGACGGCACAGCGGCGUAA
Messenger RNA from Chondrus crispus (carragheen), 1290 nucleotides. RefSeq names its product origin recognition complex subunit 5, ORC5. Gene Ontology annotation, molecular function: DNA replication origin binding. The record is from RefSeq and is a predicted model, not a curated record. NCBI's taxonomy places the organism in Eukaryota, Rhodophyta, Florideophyceae, Gigartinales, Gigartinaceae. Bases 1 to 1290 code for a protein of 429 amino acids. Gene Ontology annotation, biological process: DNA replication initiation; DNA replication. Gene Ontology annotation, cellular component: nucleus; nuclear origin of replication recognition complex. The transcript has a single exon.